Molecule: messenger RNA, 2483 nt
Organism: Dromiciops gliroides (monito del monte)
Lineage: Eukaryota; Metazoa; Chordata; Mammalia; Microbiotheria; Microbiotheriidae
Gene: ATL1
Product: atlastin GTPase 1
Exons: 14
Coding region: 232-1908 (558 amino acids)
Biological process (GO): endoplasmic reticulum organization; protein homooligomerization
Molecular function (GO): GTP binding; GTPase activity
Source: RefSeq, a predicted model, not a curated record
ACUCCAGCUAGUGAUGCCGAGCUCCAUUUCUAUCCCUUUCCAUCUCCUCCCAUUUCCUCUCAACCCCUCCCUACUAGUGCGUUGCAACAUCUUCAGACGCAGAGAACUGCACCCAACCAACGGUGCCUCCCAAAGCUGCAACCUGCAGUCCAGGGCACAGCCAGAGUUGCCAGAAAGGAGACCAGCAGCGGGAGGAGCAGCAGCAGCAUCACCACUACUAGGUGUAUCGCUAUGGCCAAGAGUCGCAGGGACAGAAACAGCUGGGGUGGGUUUACAGAAAAAGCUUAUGAAUGGAGCUCAGAAGAAGAGGAUACCCUGAAAAAGGCAGGGCCAGUUCAGGUCCUCAUCAUGAAAGAUGAUCACUCCUUUGAAUUAGAUGAAAUUGCACUUAAUCGUAUCCUUCUGUCAGAAGCUGUCAGGGACAAAGAAGUUGUUGCUGUUUCUGUGGCUGGAGCAUUUAGAAAAGGAAAAUCAUUUCUCAUGGACUUCAUGUUGAGAUAUAUGUACAACCAGGUGUCUGUUGAUUGGGUUGGAGAUUAUGAUGAACCACUGACUGGUUUUUCUUGGAGGGGUGGAUCUGAACGAGAGACCACAGGAAUUCAGAUAUGGAGUGAAGUCUUCCUAAUUAACAAACCCGAUGGCAAAAAGGUUGCAGUAUUAUUAAUGGACACUCAGGGGACAUUUGAUAGUCAGUCAACUCUGAGGGAUUCAGCCACAGUAUUUGCCCUUAGCACUAUGAUCAGCUCAAUACAGGUAUACAACUUAUCUCAGAAUGUCCAGGAGGAUGACCUUCAGCACUUACAGCUUUUCACUGAGUAUGGCAGACUGGCUAUGGAAGAAACAUUUCUGAAGCCAUUUCAGUCCUUAAUCUUCCUUGUCCGAGACUGGAGUUUCCCAUAUGAAUUUUCCUAUGGAGCUGAUGGUGGUGCCAAAUUUUUGGAAAAACGGCUUAAGGUCUCAGGGAACCAACAUGAAGAACUACAGAAUGUACGAAAGCAUAUCCAUUCCUGUUUCACCAAUAUAUCCUGUUUUCUACUACCUCAUCCUGGCCUAAAAGUUGCCACCAACCCAAAUUUCAAUGGAAAACUCAAAGAAAUAGAUGAUGAAUUCAUUAAGAACCUGAAAAUUUUGAUCCCUUGGCUACUUAGCCCUGAGAACCUAGAUGUUAAAGAAAUCAAUGGAAAUAAAAUCACCUGCCGAGGUCUAGUGGAGUACUUCAAGGCAUAUAUAAAGAUCUAUCAAGGAGAAGAAUUACCCCAUCCAAAAUCAAUGUUGCAGGCCACAGCUGAGGCUAACAAUUUAGCAGCUGUUGCAACUGCAAAGGAUACAUAUAACAAAAGAAUGGAAGAGAUCUGUGGGGGUGACAAACCAUUUCUAGCACCCACCGACCUGCAGAACAAACACCUGGAACUCAAGGAGGAAUCAAUUAAGCUCUUCCGUGGGGUCAAAAAGAUGGGUGGGGAGGAGUUUAGCCGCCGUUACUUGCAACAACUGGAGAGUGAAAUAGAUGAGCUCUACAUACAAUAUAUCAAACAUAAUGACAGCAAGAACAUCUUCCAUGCAGCACGCACCCCAGCCACACUGUUUGUGGUCAUCUUCAUCACCUAUGUCAUUGCUGGUGUGACUGGAUUCAUUGGUUUGGACAUUAUUGCCAGCCUAUGCAACAUGAUUAUGGGACUGACCCUUAUCACUCUGUGUACCUGGGCAUACAUCCGAUAUUCUGGGGAAUACCGAGAAUUGGGAGCAGUAAUAGACCAGGUGGCUGCUGCCUUGUGGGACCAGGGAAGCACAAAUGAGGCUCUGUAUAAACUCUACAGUGCAGCAUCAACCCACAGACAUUUGUAUCAUCAUGCUUUUCCUGCAUCAAAAUCAGACUCUACUGAAGAAUCAAAACAGAAGAAAAUGUAACCCAAAUUUUUAAAACAGGUGCAUGAACAUUUAUCCAUUAAAUCAACAGAGUUACAUGCAUCCAUGUACAUAUUUUAAAGUAUUUAAGAUUAAAACAAAAGGUUGAGAACUGUCUGUUUCCUUUUUACUUAAGUAUUUAAUAAGCAAAUAUAAGCAUGGUUUCCCAAUUUUUCUGACAUUAUUAUAAGUUAAUAUUAAAAUGUAUUCUCUUAUUUAUUAAUACACGUGUUCCACUUGAAUUUACUAACUAAUACUACUGGCUUAUAAUUAAUUUAAAUGUGUGGUGGUAUUCCUACAAGUUUCUAUAUGCUAAUUUGAUUUCUGAAGAAAUAAACUAAAAAUCAUUCAUAUAAGUAUUUGUAUGAGCAUAUUAUAGUAAUCCAAUGUUUGAUACGUAUCAUCUCAUCUUAUAUGUAUAUGAACUCAGUUAUUUUAAGUACACUUGAAAUAACUUUUUCAUUUGCUGUCAAAAACAAAUUUUUUUCUUUAUCAUGAUUAAAGCAGUGCUUCUAUUUGUCAUAAAUUAACAAAAGAAUUUUGCAUACGUAUUCAAAAGAUUCACUAUCAUGUAUUCU